Messenger RNA from Aedes albopictus (Asian tiger mosquito), 1943 nucleotides. RefSeq names its product U3 small nucleolar RNA-associated protein 6 homolog. Gene Ontology annotation, cellular component: small-subunit processome; Pwp2p-containing subcomplex of 90S preribosome. The record is from RefSeq and is a predicted model, not a curated record. Bases 75 to 1856 code for a protein of 593 amino acids. Gene Ontology annotation, biological process: maturation of SSU-rRNA from tricistronic rRNA transcript (SSU-rRNA, 5.8S rRNA, LSU-rRNA). Gene Ontology annotation, molecular function: snoRNA binding; protein binding. NCBI's taxonomy places the organism in Eukaryota, Metazoa, Arthropoda, Insecta, Diptera, Culicidae. The transcript has a single exon.
CAGUCACUGUUUUCACGUGUUUCGUUCAAGUUAUCGCAAAUUUCCUCGUUUUAUGCGUGUUAAAGCGAUAGAAAAUGAGUGAAUUUAUCGAAAAACGCCGCGAGUUAUCCAUCCAGGAGUAUGAGUUUAUGAAGCACCUUAAACUGUUCACGGACGAUGAAAUUCACGGCAUAAAAACAAAGCGCUUCCAGCACGAACACAAGGUGGAACGCCGGGCCAAGGAGCUGCCGGAUUUUAUCAACUACAUUGUGUAUGAAAACAAUGUGCUGGAGCUGUUGGCCGAGCGGCGCAAAAAGCUGCGGGUGUACAGCGGGCGGCACAAUCUUGAGAGCGGCAUAUUCAACCGGAUAAGAACGCUGUACAAACGGGCAAUGGACCGGUUCCCGGCGGAGUACCGCCUGUGGACGCACUAUUUGAGGCACUGCGAGAAGCACAAGCUCGAGACGGAGGGUUCGCGAACGUUGGACAAAAUGUUGAACUACCACGGGGAUAAGCCGAAGGCGUGGAUUACCGCGGCCAACUGGGAGUACAAGCAGAUGAACAGUAUGGAACGGGCGCGGCAUUUCAUGUUCCGGGGGCUGCAGAGACAUCCGGAGUGCCGCGGGUUGUACGUGAAUUUCUUGCAGUUGCAGCUGCAGGAGGUGGAGAAGAUUUUGGAAUCGUCUGAAGAGGAUGUGGAGGAGCUGAUGGAGAAGGACGAUUCGCCGUUGAAACGAGCGCUGGAAUGUUUGAAGGUGGUUUACGAACAUUAUGCGGGCAAGGACCGUGAUUUGGAGUUUUUCGUUGAAGUUUUGGAUAGUUUGAAGCCAUGCGCUGUUACGAGAGAGUUUGGAUUGACUGUGCUGGAAGACAUGAAACGAUUGUUUGCAGAAAAGGAGCUCAUGUGGAACACUUUGGCUAUGCUGGAACUGAAUGGAUCACACCUGUUGAAGGAAACGAGCGAAGAGAAAGGAGUGAAGAGCGAGAGUUUUUUCAAAGAAAAUCUCGAAGGAUGCGUACGAGUCUACGAGAACGCAGUCAAAUCGCUUCCUACCAAGACUAUGUGGUCUUAUUAUAUUGACAGUAUGCUGAAAGUUAACGAAGAUAUGUCAUCUCAGCAGAAGCUUAGACGCAAAGUACUUGGAGUUGCCUUCAAAAACGCCUUCGAGACUGGCUAUCUCGAAGAAGAUAAAUACGUUCAGUACCUGAAGCUACUGAUCCAUACCGACAAACCUCAGGACUCAUUCGUUACAGAUGUUUUGGAUAAAGCUCUAGAUGCAUACCCCAGUUCCGUCAAACUUUGGGAAUUACGUCUCAUCUAUUUAGGUCGUAAGCAAGAAUCGUCAAAUGAAUUCGAUGGAGUGUUCAAACAAUCUCUGGCCAAAUGCAGCGGAGAUGUGCUACCACUUUGGGUUGCCCGGUUCCAGUACUAUCACACGCACCCGAAUCACUCCGAUCGCUUGGAACAAACUUUCAAGGACGCCAUCAAUCAGCCACCAACCAUUUCGAAGCAUUUUCAACCCCUUUAUCUGGACUUCCUAACCAUAACGGAAGACAUCAACACCGCCCGCAAGCAAUAUCGUCAAAUGCAACGGGACUGCUGCCCCUGUCUGGAACUUCACCGCAAAAUGUCUCAGCUGGAAUCCAUCCAGGCGCAACCCAACACCGAUCAGUGGCGGCUGUGCCACGAGAACGCCACUCAGUACUUUGGAACCACGGAUCCAUCCGUUUGGAUCGACUACAUCCGAUUCGAGAAGGAAGCAGGUAGCCCGAAGAAUAUGCCCCUCAUUUUCGAACGAGCCAAGUCACGUCUGGACGAUGACCUGGUAGCUGAGUUCAUCACCGAAUAUGAACUGCUGAGGAAUCCUUUAGUUUAGUGCUGUCACAAAAUCAGGAUAACAACUAAUGUAACAUUUAGCUAAUAAAGUUUAAUUUCACAGAAAAAUAUAACUUCUUCAAACGCA